This is a messenger RNA of Impatiens glandulifera, 1171 nucleotides long. RefSeq names its product receptor-like cytoplasmic kinase 176. The annotation marks the transcript as partial. The record is from RefSeq and is a predicted model, not a curated record. Gene Ontology annotation, biological process: protein phosphorylation. Gene Ontology annotation, molecular function: protein kinase activity; ATP binding. NCBI's taxonomy places the organism in Eukaryota, Viridiplantae, Streptophyta, Magnoliopsida, Ericales, Balsaminaceae. The transcript is spliced from 5 exons.
AAUGUAUUACUAAUUAUAAAUGUUCUUGCUUAUUUUCUGCUGCAAGUGAGAAUUAACCAACCACCAGUUGACCCACACUCUCAUUUGUUUAAAAUUUUAGGGGUUAAUGGUGAACCUGUCAUUAGAAGAAGCAAUGUGGAAGUGCAGUUAAAAAUAUACAAUUUUAAUGAUAUGAAGAGAGCUACACAAAACUUUCAUUUGCGCAACUUCCUGGGUGAAGGAGGUUUUGGAAAAGUCUAUAGGGGUUGGGUCGAUGAAAAGAUACUUGAACCGUGCAAUCCUGGUAAAGGAAUUUCUGUAGCCAUCAAGAAACUUGAUCUUGGAGGCAUGCAGGGCAAUGAGGAGUGGAAGGCGGAAGUGAAUGUUUUGGGAAGGUUAUCAUCUCGUCAUCCUAACUUGGUCAAAAUGUUUGGCUACUGUACGGAAAAGAGACAACUCUGUCUGGUAUAUGAAUUUGUGGAGAAUGGGAGUUUGGACAAGCAUCUUUUCACAAAAGGUUCUAUUUCUAAACGGCUUUCUUGGGAUAUCCGGCUCAAGAUAGCUAUAGGUGCUGCCCAAGGCCUUGCUUUCUUGCACACUUCAAAACCGUCGAUAAUAGUGAGGGACGUCAAAUCAUCUAAUAUACUGCUUGACAAGGACUACAAUGCAAAACUGUCAGACUUUGGCUUGGCAAAGGAUGGGCCAUCUGAUUACUCCACCCAUGUCUCAACAAGAGUGGUGGGUACUUAUGGCUAUGCAGCUCCAGAAUACAUGUUAACAGGUCAUCUAACUACAAAGAGCGAUGUAUACUGUUUUGGUGUAGUGCUUCUGGAGAUAUUUACAGGAUUGUGUGUCAUUGAUAAGAAUCGGCACCCAGAACAACAAGACUUGAUUAAGUGGGCAAUGCCCUAUCUUGAUAGCAAAGGGAUAAAAUCCAUUUUGGAUGUCCAGAUCGAGGGGCAGUAUUCGUUUGUGGGAGCGGUAAAGGCAGGUAAAAUUAUUCAAAGAUGUCUGCAUAAAAAAUCCAAGGAAAGACCCUCAAUGAAGGAAGUUGUAGAAUCUUUGGAAGAAAUAGCAAAGCCAAAAAUGUCAAGCUUCUUUGGGAGACGUCUGUUCAAAUCAUAAGCCAACAACCUUUAAUCUCAUUAAACUAAAGUUAAACCUUUUAUUUUAUAUUGGUUCAGUUUGGUCG